This is a messenger RNA of Erigeron canadensis, 2891 nucleotides long. RefSeq names its product auxin response factor 4-like. NCBI's taxonomy places the organism in Eukaryota, Viridiplantae, Streptophyta, Magnoliopsida, Asterales, Asteraceae. The transcript has 12 exons. Gene Ontology annotation, cellular component: nucleus. Bases 323 to 2665 code for a protein of 780 amino acids. The record is from RefSeq and is a predicted model, not a curated record. Gene Ontology annotation, molecular function: protein binding; DNA binding. Gene Ontology annotation, biological process: response to hormone; regulation of DNA-templated transcription.
UCCCUCCUGCCUACUAUGCAUUUGUCCAUGUCUUUUCUCAGUUCAUAACACACACACACACACACACACAAAUUUAGCUCUCAAAACUAGAUAAUGGGGUGGCAAUCAUUCUCUUUAAUUCUUUACCAAAAUAUCUCCUUUUAUAGCUUUGUUUCAUUAGCUAAAUCUUGUUGUGUACACCAUCAAAAAACAUGUCUUUUGUUAGUGAUUUGACUUCAUUUCCCUUAUCUCUGCAUACCCUUUAUAAAAUCUUGAUUUCCCAUAUCUAAAAAUCAAAACUUUUUGUCUUUUUAGUUUCAAGAAUCACUCAGUUUGUAAUAUAAUGGAAAUUGAUUUGAACCAUGAAGUUUAUAAUAGUAGUAAUAACAAUAAUAAUAAUAAUAAUACUAGUGUUGAUGAUUCAUGUGAAAUUGGUGGUGAUUCAUCUUUAUCAGGGUCAUCAAAUUCAUCAAAAACUUCUAGUGAUUUCAAAUCAAAAUCAUCAUCAAUAUAUAUGGAACUUUGGCAUGCUUGUGCUGGACCUCUGACUAGUUUGCCAAAUAAAGGAAAUGUAGUUGUGUAUUUCCCACAAGGUCAUUUGGAGCAAAUUGCAUCUAACUCAACUAUUCACUUUUCUCCAAAUGAAGUUCCUUCUUUAGGCCUUCAACCUCAAAUCUUUUGCAAAGUUGUUGAUGUCCAUUUUCUUGCUAACAAGGAGAAUGAUGAAAUCUAUACAAAGCUAACUCUACUCCCAUUACCAGAGGGGAGUGCUAAGAAUGUGCAAGAAGGGGAGGAAGAAGGCGGUGGGGUGACAAUUACAAAAUCAACACCUCAAAUGUUCUGCAAAACACUGACCGCAUCCGAUACAUCCACACACGGUGGAUUCUCCGUACCUAGAAGAGCAGCUGAAGAUUGUUUCCCACCUCUGGAUUAUAAGCAGCAGAGGCCCAGCCAAGAGCUAGUUGCUAAGGACCUUCAUGGAGUGGAGUGGAAGUUUAGGCACAUUUAUAGAGGUCAGCCGAGGCGACAUUUGCUUACGACUGGGUGGAGCAAUUUUGUAAGCCAGAAGAAUCUUGCUUCCGGGGAUGCAGUUCUCUUUCUAAGGGGCGAAAGUGGUGAACUAAGGCUGGGAACUCGAAGAGCCACUCGACCAAGAAACUUUCUUCCCAAUACAAUCUUUCUCAACUCAAAUUCUUUCACAGACAUAGUUGCCCCUGUAGCUAAUGCAGUAUCUACCAACUCCACCUUUGAUGUGUUCUACAGUCCGAGGUCUAAUCGAGCUGAUUUCAUUGUUCCUUAUGUCAAGUAUAUGAACUCCAUCAAGAAUAUGAUCACGAUUGGAACAAGGUUUAAAAUGAGAUUCAGUAUGGAUGAAUCUCCUGAAAGAAGGUUUAGAGGAUCCGUGAUUGCUGUAGGUGAUAUGGAUCCAUACAAAUGGCCUAAAUCAAAAUGGAGAUGCCUAACGGUGAGGUGGGAUGAAGAUGUUGGUAACCAUAAUCAAGAACGAAUAUCUCCAUGGGAUAUUGAUCUCUCUGGCGCGUCUAUGCCACUUUUGAGCAUCCAGUCGUCUCUAAGAUUCAAAAAACUGCGGUCAAAUCUGCACUCAACUCCAUCUGAACACCCUGUUGCUGCAUGGGGUGGAUGUUUAGACUUUGAGGAAUCCACAAGAUCCUCUAAGGUCUUGCAAGGUCAAGAAAAUGUAAGUGGUAAGAUGAACAACUCGUUGAACUUGGGGGUACAACCUUUGAUGCAUCCAGGGUUUACUCCAAACCAGAUGUUAUUAGCGGGAAGAAGUAUAGAUAUGGUCGGCAGUCAUCAUCUGCCUGUUUCCGCCACCCAUAACCCGGCCUUUCUGGGAUCUAACAGUACCAGAUUCCCAAAGGUCUUGCAAGGUCAAGAAAUUUGUUCACUGAGAUCCUUAACUGGGAAAACAAACGGUUUUUGGAGUCAACCUAGAGUCAAUCUUAGCUCGCAUCAAAGCCUAAAUAAUCCCAGUUUUUAUCCACUUGGUUCUGAAGGUUCUAGGAACUUCUGUUUUCCAAAUCCGGCUCCUGUCAUGCCCAUGAUUGGGUUCCCAUUCAAUCACGCCCCUGUAGGAAGUGAAGUUACAAGGGAUGAUAAUACUGGGCUAAAGCUACAACUACAGCCCAACCUUUCUGUUGAACUUGGAAAAACGGCCGUUGAUCCGACCAUAGAAGGUAACUCAGGAAGUGAGAAAGAGGAUGGUGGUUCUGAUAGCAACGGGAGUAGUAGUUGUAAGCUAUUUGGUUUUCAUUUAAAUGGUGUACCUCCAAUGGCAGACGCUCAAAGUUUAAGCAAGAGAAGUUGCACCAAGGUUCAUAAACAAGGAAGCAAGGUUGGAAGGGCCAUUGAUCUCUCCAAAAUGUCAAGUUAUCAUGAGUUAUUUAGUGAGUUAGAGGCGCUAUUUCAGAUGGAAGGCAUUUUGAGCAGUCGUGAUGGUGCCUGGCAACUGUUGUACACCGAUGAAGAGAAUGACAUGAUGGUUGUUGGUGAUGAUCCAUGGGAUGAGUUUGCAAGGAUGGCUACAAAGAUUCACAUAUAUACCAAGGAAGAAGUGGAGAAACUGAUGAGCGGUGGUGUCAUCAGUGACGACACUAGUUGCUUGGAGGAAGCACCCGCCAUGGUGGAUACCGCCAAGUCUUUAUUGGUGGGAGUGCCGGUAUAAUUGGGUUGCUGUUUCAGAGUACGCGUUUUAUGUUAAUAUUUCGCGCUAAGCAGACAAGUAUGUAAGCUUUAACUUUUGUAGCUGAGUGACUUGUGUGUUGUUGUUAAUUUGUAGACUUUGGUUUUCUAAUGCACCUAGAUUCAUCAAGCACAAUAAGCUUUGUUGUAAUAGCGCUACUAGGAAUAACUUCUAUUUAGGGUAACAUAGUAUAUACUUGUUUCUUUAA